This is a messenger RNA of Glarea lozoyensis ATCC 20868, 546 nucleotides long. RefSeq lists its product as uncharacterized. The transcript has 2 exons. The record is from RefSeq and is a predicted model, not a curated record. Gene Ontology annotation, cellular component: nucleolus; preribosome, large subunit precursor. NCBI's taxonomy places the organism in Eukaryota, Fungi, Ascomycota, Leotiomycetes, Helotiales, Helotiaceae. Bases 1 to 546 code for a protein of 181 amino acids. Gene Ontology annotation, biological process: ribosomal large subunit export from nucleus.
AUGGGGAAAACUGCGCCCAAAAAGGUCAAAGGCCCUGCCUCGAUACAUUCCCGCGCCGCCAAAAGAGCCUCGUCGCCUGGAAUCGAUCUCGAUAAGUCUCUGAAAGACGUUAAACCUCCCAGCGAUGCCAAAGACAUUCGUCCCUCUGUUUUAGCGAUUCACCAAGGUGCCGGCAUAUCCAAGAAAUCCAAGAAUGGUCGAAAAGCUGUGAUGAGCGCAAGGGCUGCGCGCCGGAAAGAAAAGGGCAUGGAUCGCGCGGAAGCAUUCAUGGACAGGAAGGAAAAGAAAGUUGAGAAGAGCAAGGAGAGAUCUAGAAAUAUUCAGAAUAGGAGCAAAGCUUGGGAGGUUAUGAACAAGACUGCGCUGGCGGAAUUGCAGGCUAUGGAGAGUGAUGAGGAGGUUCCGGUCAAUGGCAAAUUAGGGAAAACUGUUUCGCAAGAUGUGAAAUCAAAAGACCCAGAGGUAUCUGAAGAUGCUAUGGCCACCGAAGAGAUGGUUGACGCUGUACCGAUACCUCUGCCAGAGCCAGAUGACGAAGACUUAUGA